UGUAGCAGUGACGCAAGCUGCUACGGUGGUGAAAGUGAUCACUCGCUCAGUCACUUCGCGACUCUUGCUCCGCCAACAUGUCCAAGUGACCGGUCUGUGAAACCAUUUCAGUGUUUUGUGAUUAACUCUCCCAGUGUGAUGGUGUCAAGAUGCAUACUUCACGGCGUCUUGUCGUUGUGUGUGUUGGCCAGCCUGGCCUGCGUGGCCUAUGGCCUGGAGAACGGCCUGGCCAGGACGCCACCCAUGGGCUGGCUGGCCUGGGAGCGCUUCCGCUGUAACACUGACUGCAAAAACGACCCGGACAACUGUAUCAGUGAUCGGUUGUUCCGUACCAUGGCAGACCUGGUGGUGUCUGAAGGCUAUGCUGCUGCAGGUUACCAAUACAUCAACGUGGAUGACUGCUGGUUGGACAAACAGCGCUCAUACUCCGGUCAUCUGCAGCCUGAUCCCGAGAGAUUCCCUUUUGGCAUGAAGGAUCUCGCUGCUUACGUUCACUCCAAAGGUCUCAAGUUUGGCAUCUAUGAGGACUAUGGUAACUUCACUUGUGCUGGUUACCCUGGUGUGCUGGGUUCUCUAGAGCAAGAUGCCUACACCUUCGCAGACUGGGACGUCGACUAUGUCAAGCUGGAUGGCUGCUACUCUCAUCCCAAGGAUAUGGACAGGGGAUACCCAGAGUUUGGUUGGCAUCUCAAUAGGACUGGACGUCAAAUGGUUUACUCUUGCAGUUGGCCUGUGUACCAGAUAUAUGCUGGCAUGCAGCCAAACUUCAGCUCGAUCAUCUCGAACUGUAACCUGUGGCGCAACUUUGACGACAUCCAAGACUCUUGGGCAAGUCUGGAGAGUAUCAUUGACUACUACGGCAACAACCAAGACAACAUUGUCCCCAACGCAGGCCCUGGCCACUGGAACGACCCUGAUAUGUUGAUCAUUGGCAACUUCGGGCUGUCGUAUGAGCAGAGCAAGACACAAAUGGCACUGUGGGCAAUCAUGGCAGCUCCACUGCUCAUGUCUGUGGACCUGCGUACAAUCAGACCAGAGUACAAGGCCAUCCUGCAGAACAAGAAGAUCAUUGCUGUGGACCAAGACCCCAUGGGCAUCCAGGGCCGCCGCAUAUACAAGCAUAAAGGAAUAGAGAUCUGGGCUCGACCAAUAACACCUGUCUACCAGAACUACUUCUCGUACGCAGUUGCGUUCCUGAACCGGCGCACUGAUGGUACCCCCUCGGACGUAGCUGUCACACUAGCUGAGAUGGGACUGGUGGCACCUGGAGGUUACAGAAUAGAGGAUUUGUAUGAGGAUGUUGACUAUGGAAUACUAAGCCCUCAAACAAAGAUUAAAGUGAAAGUCAAUCCUUCUGGUGUAGUGAUACUACGAGCUGAUGUCCAGCCAAUCUACAGACAAACAACUCCUUAUGAUCCUUUCAGGAAUGUGUUUGCUGUUCCUACCAGAGUACCUAAUUCGUUCAAGUGACAGGGGACACAUUAGUCAUACCAAGUUUGGAUCUUCACCCUGCAGAACACUGACAAAGAUCAACCCUGGCUGUGAACUAUCUGCUUGAGGUCUAGCAGUUUAAGAUCAAGUCCUACGUUGAAGGAUUGCUACUGUUUAAGUGGAACAGUUACGGAAGUGAUUAGACAAUUUCACCAUCCACUCUCUUUUGUGUUGACAUAAAACUGUAUUCAUAAAAAUAGAUUUUGACAAAGAACUUUCAACAUUAAAAUUAACAUAUUUAUAUAUCGAGAUACUGUUUUAAGUGUUGAUCUCUCUGUCUUCAUAGGAAUACAAAAUCAAUAUUUUUUAUACAUACCUGUGUUAUGUUUUAUAGUGAAGUAGUUUAAGCUAUUUAGAAGUAAACGGCCAUGGCCAAAAUAUUGUUAAUUUUGUUACUGUAAAGUUUUAAAUGAUUUAAAAUGUAUUGGCCAUAUAUUUGUUUCAUACCAGUUAAUAGCCCUUAAAUUUUAAAUAUCUAAAUAUUGUCAGCGCUUUCAAAGCAAUUCUGUGAUACAAUCCAUUUCAUUUUGCUUUUUUCCACCAAUUAAUAUUUUUACUCCAGCGCCAUAUUUUUCAGUUAAGUUGUUUGUUUUUAAUUUUGUGUCAGUAUUAUUAUCUGUACCACAUUAAGCUGUAGGAACUAAGAACAAUAUUUUUAAUCAUUUCUUAGCACUAUUUUAUUUGUAAAUUUAAUUUUUAAAUUUGGAUUAUUAUGAAAUGACAAAGUAUUAUACUAAAGAAAAAUGUUGCAAUAUUUACCAUCUUGCAACAAACUAUACCAAUUUUUUAAAUAUUUUUUUUUUAAAUAAAAUACAUAAGAUGUCUUACUAGCUAAAUGUGUUUUUUUCAGUUCUAGACUAUUUGUAAAUAUUUAUAGUAAAAUAAGUACAAAACCGAAA
Messenger RNA from Macrosteles quadrilineatus (aster leafhopper), 2390 nucleotides. RefSeq names its product alpha-N-acetylgalactosaminidase. The transcript has 11 exons. Lineage: Eukaryota; Metazoa; Arthropoda; Insecta; Hemiptera; Cicadellidae. Gene Ontology annotation, biological process: oligosaccharide metabolic process; glycoside catabolic process; glycosylceramide catabolic process. Bases 139 to 1470 code for a protein of 443 amino acids. Gene Ontology annotation, cellular component: cytoplasm. Gene Ontology annotation, molecular function: alpha-galactosidase activity. The record is from RefSeq and is a predicted model, not a curated record.